Molecule: messenger RNA, 1002 nt
Organism: Lutzomyia longipalpis
Lineage: Eukaryota; Metazoa; Arthropoda; Insecta; Diptera; Psychodidae
Product: probable methyltransferase-like protein 15 homolog
Exons: 1
Coding region: 1-1002 (333 amino acids)
Biological process (GO): rRNA base methylation
Molecular function (GO): rRNA (cytosine-N4-)-methyltransferase activity
Source: RefSeq, a predicted model, not a curated record
AUGGCUCAUACACCCGUUAUGGCCAAGGAAGUGAUUGAAAAUCUCCAUCCGGAAGAAAAUCAAAUAAUCCUGGAUAUGACUUUUGGUGCUGGUGGGCAUUCACGGCUUAUUUUGCAAUCAGCACCAAAUAUUAAGCUCUUGGCCCUCGAUAGGGAUCCUGUGGCGCAUGAAUUUGCCAGGGAAUUGCAAAAAGAAUUCCCCGGACAGGUUAUUCCCCUUUUGGGACGUUUCUCAGAGCUUCCUCAACUCCUCCAGGAGCACGGGGUGCAGCAGAACUCCAUUGAUGGUAUGCUCUUUGACUUUGGAUGCUCCUCUAUGCAAUUUGACGUGGCUGAAAGGGGAUUCUCCGUGUCCAAGAAUGCUCCACUUGAUAUGCGAAUGGACGGUGAGAGAUUCCCAAAUAUGCCCACAGCUGCGGAUAUCCUUGCCAGGGCCAAUGAAACAGAUCUCUAUAAAAUCUUCAAGAUUUACGGCGAGGAAAAGUACUCCCGGAAGAUCGCCAGAGCCAUCAUUCAAGCGAGGUAUGGUGUGAAGAAAAUUGAGACAACGAAGGAACUCGUGGACGUUGUGGGAGCUUGCUGUGAUGAAGAGUACCGCAUGGAUGCCCUUCAGCGUCCAACGAGUGUUGCCACGAAGAUUUUCCAAGCUCUCCGGAUCUUUGUCAACAAUGAACUCAAUGAGAUCAACUACGGCAUGAUCCUGGCGGGGAGAUUCGUUAAAGCCGGCGGACGCCUCGUUACCCUGACCUUCCACUCGUUGGAGGAUAAAAUCGUGAAGAGACACAUCAUGGGCAAUGUCACAGAGAACCUCGCCAAUCCCCUGCCACUGAAGUACAUGAGUCACACGCUGAUCUACGACCGAGAAACAGUAGACACGCUCAGUGAUACCGGCUGGCUAUCCCUGCACAAGCACGUCCUCACACCAAACGAGCAGGAAAUUGAGGAUAAUCCCCGAUCGCGUUCAGCAAAACUUCGAGCUGCUCAGAGAACUGACAAAUUGUAG